AACCGGAUCAUUACACACACACACACACACACACACACACACACACACACACACACACACACACACACACACACACACACACACACACACACACACACACACACACACACGCACACACACACGCGCGCGAUUCAGGCUGGCUGGAUGCUGCUCCAGCACCAUGGAGCAAAAGGCGUCCGAGGAUGAAGGCACCAGCUCCAGGGGACAAGAGUCCUAUCAGCGGAGGAUGUGGAAGACUUUUCAGGAGAAAACCAAGCCGUGGCUCAGUCCCAAACUGGGCUCGCAGCGCCGCAGCGGCGGCGGAGCAGAAGGCGCCAAGAAGGAAUCGGGACUGUGGAUGUUUCGGAGGAAAAAGAAACACUUGGACCGAGUCUUCUCGUCCUCGCAGCCCAACCUGCGCUGCUCCUCCCCGCCGCCGCUGUCCCUGGGCGGCGGAGACAAGUGCGGAGGACGGACUGCGGCCGCCGGGAGUGGGACCACCUCGCGGCAGCACCUCGGUUCGGCGUCCGGGACCACCGGCAGCAAACCGGAGCUGACGGCUCACGGAAGCCCGAAGCUCCACGUCUCGCAGCUGAUUGCCUCCCAACACAAGAGCUCCUCUCUGGGCUCGGCGUGCUUCGAGAAGCUAGUGGUGGAUCCUGUCGUGGCCUUGGGGGGAGAGAAGCCGAGCGAUGGUGGCAUCACCACCGUGGAGUCUUGUAAUGCAGAGCCUCAGCCUCCGAGUCCAACCAUGUACCAGCUGGAUAUUGUCCUGAAGAAAGGCAACAACCUGGCCAUCAGAGAUCGCACAGGAACCAGUGAUCCAUAUGUCAAGUUCAAGAUCGCAGGUAAGGAGGUGUUCAGGAGUAAGACCAUCCAUAAGAACCUGAACCCAGUGUGGGAUGAGAGAGUAACGAUCCUGGUGGAAAGCCUGCGGGACCCUCUGUACGUCAAGGUUUUUGACUACGACUUUGGACUGCAGGAUGAUUUUAUGGGCUCAGCAUAUCUCCACUUGGAGUCACUGGAACAUCAGAGGAUGCUGGACGUCUCCCUGGACCUCAGUGACCCACAUUAUCCGGAACAUAACCUCGGCAGCCUGGAAAUAUCCGUCACUUUAUCGCCCCGAGAUGGAGACAUGAGAGACGCGACCAUGCUUUUGAGAAGGAGCUGGAAAAGAUCCAGUAAGUGUCAGAGUAUGCGCCUGUCAGACGUACACAGAAAAGCUCAGCUGUGGCGAGGUAUUGUCAGCAUCAGCCUAAUAGAAGGUCGCAGUCUUCAGCCCAUGGACGACAAUGGCCGCAGUGACCCUUAUGUCAAAUUUAAGAUGGGCCACCAAAAAUACAAAAGCAAGGUGAUUCCAAAAACACUGAAUCCUCAAUGGCGGGAGCAGUUUGACUUCCACAUGUAUGAGGAGAAGGGAGGCUACGUGGACAUUACCGUGUGGGACAAAGACGCUGGCAAGAAGGACGACUUCAUGGGAAGUGCUGUGAACAAGGCUAUUGGAAGUUUUGCAACUCUGAUAAAAGAAAUAGAGCAAAUACAAAUGACUCCCGUGGAAGAGGCUGCUUGCCAACAUGAAUUACUUUUCCCAUUCCUACGGUGCACCGUGGACCUGUCCCUUCUCAGCAAGGAACACACACACAAGCUGGAGUUGCCAAUGGAGGAAGGCGAAGGCGUGUUGGUGAUGUUGGUGACGCUCACCGCUUCUGCCGCCGUCUCCAUCUCAGACCUGUCAGUCAACGUGUUGGACAGCCCGCAGGAGAGACACCUGAUCAAGCAGAGAUACAGCCUGUGGAGGUCACUGCACAACCUGAAAGACGUCGGCGUGGUGCAGGUAAAAGUCAUCCGGGCCGAGGGACUGAUGGCAGCAGAUGUCACGGGUAAGAGUGACCCAUUCUGUGUGGUGGAGCUGAGUAAUGAUCGGCUGCAGACACACACUGUUUACAAAAACCUCAACCCUGAGUGGAACAAGGUCUUCACUUUUAACAUAAAGGACAUCCACUCAGUACUCGAGGUCACGGUUUACGACGAGGACCGAGACAGAAGCGCGGACUUCCUGGGGAAAGUGGCCAUUCCUUUACUAAAUAUCCAAAAUGGAGAACGCAAAGCCUACGCCUUGAAAAGCAAGGAGCUGACAGGGCCAACAAAAGGGGUCAUCUAUCUUGAAAUAGACGUAAUUUUUAAUGCUGUGAAGGCUGGUCUCAGAACGCUGAUUCCCAUCGAGCAGAAGUACAUAGAGGAGGAGCCCAAAGUGUCCAAACAGCUGCUGCUGCGCAACUUCAACAGAGUGAGGCGCUGCAUCAUGUUCCUCAUCAACGCCGGCUACUACAUCAACAGCUGCUUUGAGUGGGACUCGCCGCAGAGGAGCAUCUGUGCGUUUGUGCUCUUUGUGGUGGUCGUCUGGAACUUUGAGCUCUACAUGAUACCACUGGCUCUGCUGCUGCCCUUGGCCUGGAACUACAUCCUCAUCAUGUCGGGCAAGGACACCAGGCAAGAUGUGCAAGCAAUGGAGGACUUGUUGCAGGACGAGGAAGAUGAUUUUGACAAAGAUGACAAGGACCCUAAAGAGGAGGAGAACCGUGAUAAAAACCAUGUCCUGGAUGAUAUGUUGGCUUCCUGGCACUUUGAGUGGAUACGGGCGCUGGUGGACUCUGAGAGAAAGGGCUUCAUGAACAAGCUUUAUGCCAUUCAGGACGUGUGUAUCAGUGUGCAGAAUGCGCUGGAUGAAGUGGCCUCCUAUGGCGAGAGGAUAAAGAACACUUUUAACUGGACUGUGCCUUUUUUAAGCUGGCUUGCCAUCGUCACUCUGGGAGUGGCAACCAUCGUGGUGUACUUCAUCCCUCUCAGAUAUAUAGUGCUAGCCUGGGGAGUGAAUAAAUUCACCAAGAAGCUACGAGACCCUUACACCAUUGAUAACAAUGAGAUCCUGGAUUUUUUGUCCAGAGUGCCAUCUGAUGUCCAAGUAGUGCAGUACCGAGAGCUGAAACAGGAUCCCAAUCCCAGUCCAAAUAAAAGGAAGAAAAACAACCCCGGGUAGAUGUCCACCCACCAAUUCCUCUCUUGUCCACUUCCUUUCUGCUGCUCCAUUACUGGACUCCGAGGAGCAGAGUCGGAACCUUGUAGAAGUUAACCGACGUGGCCCAAUGAUUCGCAUUUUGGUUUAGGUUCCUUUCAAAAGAUGACAAAAAACAAAACAAAACAAAAAAAACUACAAAAAGGAUGAAUGGAUUGUUAUGGUGGGAAUUUACUGGCAAAACUCCACAAAAAUUGUUUUAUUUACACCCCACGGUGCACAAGUUAAACAUUUUUCUUCAAUAGAAAAAACUAUUCGCAAGUAAAAAAGAACAAUUCUCAAAGAAAAAAAAAAUAUUUUUCCAAAAUUAAAAAAAGGAUUGGCAAGUUAAAAAAACAAAACAUUUUGUUCAAAAAAUAAUUUUGUAUUAAAAAACGGAUUCACUUAACAAAAAAAAACUUUCUGUAAAUAAGAAAAAAAAAAAGUUUUGCAAGUAUAAAAACAAUUUUCUUCAGGUUAUAAACUUUUGGUGGCAAUAUUCCACCCUGCGCGAUCCACACACUUGCACUCAAAGACCCCGUAAUUCGCACUUGACAAAGACAGGUGGUGCUGCUGAUUCAAUUUAAGGCCAUCAGAACUUUGUCUGCGCAUGGUUCUGUCCGCCAAAAUAACGAAGAAGAGUGGGGCGAAACUUGCAGGUUGACUCACAGGUUGAGCUUGUUUUUCCUCUCUUCCGUCCGCCAUUUUAUUCCCCACACUGCUUAUUCUUCUGUUAUUUUUGGCGGACGGCACCAUGGGCAAAUACCAAUCGCUCGGACGGCCUUAAAUUGACUCAGCAGCACCAAAAGUUUUAACUUGAACAAAAUUGUUUUUAUACUUGAAAAUGUAUUUUUCAAUAAAUUGUUUUUAUACUUGCAAAUGUAUUUUUCCAUGUUGUCUGUCUAUCUGUGUUUGCCCUGUGAUGAGGUGGCGACUUGUCCAGGGUGUACCCCGCCUUCCGCCCGAUUGUAGCUGAGAUAGGCGCCAGCGCCCCCCGCGACCCCACAAGGGAAUAAGCGGUAGAAAA
This is a messenger RNA of Nerophis ophidion (straightnose pipefish), 4058 nucleotides long. RefSeq names its product multiple C2 and transmembrane domain-containing protein 1-like. Gene Ontology annotation, molecular function: calcium ion binding. Gene Ontology annotation, biological process: regulation of neurotransmitter secretion. Bases 161 to 3016 code for a protein of 951 amino acids. NCBI's taxonomy places the organism in Eukaryota, Metazoa, Chordata, Actinopteri, Syngnathiformes, Syngnathidae. The record is from RefSeq and is a predicted model, not a curated record. Gene Ontology annotation, cellular component: synaptic vesicle membrane. The transcript is spliced from 23 exons.